GUCCACUCGUCGUGAACAGCUCGGUGAGACCGUUGGACAUCAUGUAUACCAUUUCGAAUAUCUACGUGCUUGCUGGCUUCGGCACUAUCGGUGGUGCCUUGUUCGGCUUCGAUGUCAGUUCCAUGAGUGCCUGGAUUGGCACGGAUCAGUAUCUGGAAUACUUCCACUCUCCUGAUUCCGACUUGCAAGGUGGUAUCACCGCUUCCAUGUCUGCUGGCUCCUUUGCCGGUGCUCUCGCUGCCGGCUUCAUAUCAGACCGAAUUGGUCGUCGCUACUCCCUCAUGCUGGCGUGUUGCAUCUGGGUCAUCGGUGCUGCCGUUCAGUGUAGUGCCCAAAACGUCGCCCACCUGGUUGCCGGGAGAGUGGUCAGCGGUUUGGCCGUCGGUAUUACAUCCUCACAGGUUUGCGUCUAUCUCGCCGAACUAGCACCCGCUCGUAUCCGUGGCCGUAUUGUCGGUAUCCAGCAAUGGGCUGUUGAAUGGGGUAUGCUCAUCAUGUAUCUGAUCUCGUACGGAUGUGGCAAAGGUCUGGCUGGAGCAGCAUCUUUCCGAGUUUCGUGGGGAGUCCAGGGUAUCCCAGCCCUCAUCCUGCUUGCCGCAUUGCCCUUCUUCCCUGAAUCGCCUCGUUGGCUGGCAAGUAAAGAGCGGUGGGAGGAGGCUUUGGAUACUUUGGCUCUACUGCAUGCCAAGGGUGACCGCAACGAUCCCGUGGUUCAAGUGGAAUACGAAGAAGUGCAGGAAGCAGCACGCAUUGCCCAGGAGGCUAAGGACGUUUCAUUCCUUUCCCUGUUCGGACCAAAGAUUUGGAAACGUACUGUUUGCGGUGUCAGUGCUCAGGUCUGGCAGCAGUUGCUCGGGGGCAAUGUCGCGAUGUAUUACGUCGUGUAUAUCUUCAACAUGGCUGGGAUGUCUGGAAACACAACUCUGUACUCGUCGGCCAUUCAGUACGUAAUCUUCUUGGUUACAACAGGUUCUAUCCUGCCAUUCGUUGAUCGCAUCGGUCGACGAACUUUGCUUCUCACUGGAUCGGUCCUGUGCAUGGCCUGCCAUUUCGCUAUUGCUGGUCUUAUGGCUUCACGUGGUCAUCAUGUUGACUCUGUCGAUGGCAAUGCGAACCUGAAGUGGUCGAUUACAGGACCGCCCGGCAAAGGUGUCAUUGCUUGCUCAUACAUCUUCGUUGCUGUUUAUGGAUUCACCUGGGCCCCCGUAGCGUGGAUCUACGCUUCUGAAGUCUUCCCUCUCAAGUACCGUGCCAAGGGUGUCGGUCUCUCGGCUGCGGGUAAUUGGAUCUUCAACUUCGCGCUGGCGUACUUUGUGGCACCUGCUUUCACCAACAUUCAGUGGAAGACCUAUAUCAUCUUCGGUGUCUUCUGCACUGUGAUGACGUUCCAUGUGUUCUUCUUCUACCCAGAGACUGCUCGACGGUCGCUUGAAGACAUUGACUUGAUGUUUGAGACCGAUAUGAAGCCCUGGAAAACAUACCAGAUCCAUGACCGCUUUGGCGAAGAAAUUGAGCGGCACAAGCACAAGGACAUGGUUGAUCAGGAGAAGGGGGUUGUGUCGACUCAUGAUGAGAUGGCGUGAUGAACUGUAUUUAUUUAGAUGAGUUAGCGAUUGUAUAUGAGAACAGAGAACGAUUGUAUGG
Messenger RNA from Aspergillus eucalypticola CBS 122712, 1644 nucleotides. Its product is annotated as sugar transporter. The transcript has 6 exons. Gene Ontology annotation, biological process: transmembrane transport; carbohydrate transport. Gene Ontology annotation, cellular component: membrane. The record is from RefSeq and is a predicted model, not a curated record. Bases 42 to 1583 code for a protein of 513 amino acids. Gene Ontology annotation, molecular function: carbohydrate:proton symporter activity. Lineage: Eukaryota; Fungi; Ascomycota; Eurotiomycetes; Eurotiales; Aspergillaceae.